AUGGAUGGAGCCGUAGGAGAAAUACCCAACUCUGCCAUUGCUCAGCACGCGUCAGACAAAGACAGCCAAGCUGCCGCAACGGGAACCACACCUAAGCUCGCCACCGCCACAGGAGCGUUCGUGGACGAGCUGCUUGACAGCUACUCAAACGAGGAGCUCCUCGGUUACAUCAGACGCUCUCCGCGUCUAGGAGGAUCCUACUCGGAAAAGUUGAUCUGGCUGCUAUCCCCCACCCUCGUCGCCAAGGAAAUCGGGCAUGACAUUGACGAUGAGCCUCUAGACGAGGUUGGUGCCCUUCAGCUUGCGCGUGCCGCUGGCGUGAGGGUCCCAGCUUUUCGUCGUCUAGUUCCUGAGGGCGAUAAUCGAAUCCACUAUAUCAUCAUGGAGCGGAUCAUCGGCCCUACCCUCCAACAGUUGUGGCGGGAUCUCGGCUUGUGGGGGACUGUCCGUGCCGCAUGGCAACUACGAAACAAUCUUCGAAUGCUUCAUUCUGUGACGUCCCAAACCACUGGCGGAGUACACACCGGUAAGACCCGCUGCACAUGGCUAUACGCUCUACGCGGCCCCGCGCGCCACGCCUCUCCUACAGUAUUCACCAGCUAUCUCAACUGGUGGCUUGUGAAUUGUCGCCCAGCACAUUUGAAACCAUAUCACGACCUCGUACUCCAACCGGCCAAGGAGCAUGUCCUCGUUCACCAAGACCUUGCCCCUCGCAAUAUGAUACUGGAUGCUCGGGGAGACCUUUGGCUCGUGGACUGGGGGUUUGCCGGCUUCUACCCUCCAUUCAUGGAGUACUUGGGGAUGGAGGUUUGGUUGCUUGAGACGCCCUGGCUCUCCGAACGCACCUGGGCUGCGUGGUGGGGUCGCUUUCGAUGGACUGUAUUCCGUUGGAUCACAGCUGGUAGCUUCUAUCGAUAUCGCAAGGCCUGGAACGCACAUGCUAUCAUCCAUACACGCACGCAUAGGUUUAGACUAGAGGAUACACCUUUCUCAGAUCGUCUAUAA
Molecule: messenger RNA, 1005 nt
Organism: Dichomitus squalens LYAD-421 SS1
Lineage: Eukaryota; Fungi; Basidiomycota; Agaricomycetes; Polyporales; Polyporaceae
Product: kinase-like protein
Exons: 3
Coding region: 1-1005 (334 amino acids)
Biological process (GO): protein phosphorylation
Molecular function (GO): protein kinase activity; ATP binding
Source: RefSeq, a predicted model, not a curated record